GCGCGUCUUAAGUCAACGUCAGCUCUUCCUCACUAAGAAGCUGCCUGGAAGCUACGUGGCCUUCACUCCUCUGACUGUCUUCUCAUCAGACACGACAGAAACAGCAUAAACACCAUGGAUCAGGUAAUGCAGUUUGUUGAGCCUAGCCGGCAGUUCGUCAAAGACUCCAUAAGGCUCGUAAAAAGAUGUACAAAACCCGACAGAAAAGAAUUCCAGAAGAUUGCCAUGGCCACAGCGAUUGGGUUUGCCAUCAUGGGUUUCAUUGGUUUCUUUGUCAAACUCAUUCACAUCCCCAUCAACAACAUCAUUGUUGGUGGUUAAAUCCUGGUCAAGCAAAAACACAAACUUCAAUACCCGGGGACAGGAGACGGUGAAGAGAUGCGGAUUAUUGGGCUGGUGUGAUUGGGGACUGAAGGGGUGGCAUUUUUACAUUCUGUGCACAACAUUUCUAUUUUCGCUGUGUAAAUAAAACAAAUGGAAACCCAGA
Molecule: messenger RNA, 487 nt
Organism: Chelmon rostratus (copperband butterflyfish)
Lineage: Eukaryota; Metazoa; Chordata; Actinopteri; Chaetodontiformes; Chaetodontidae
Gene: sec61g
Product: SEC61 translocon subunit gamma
Exons: 4
Coding region: 115-321 (68 amino acids)
Biological process (GO): post-translational protein targeting to membrane, translocation; protein targeting
Cellular component (GO): membrane; Ssh1 translocon complex
Molecular function (GO): transmembrane protein transporter activity
Source: RefSeq, a predicted model, not a curated record